Molecule: messenger RNA, 511 nt
Organism: Impatiens glandulifera
Lineage: Eukaryota; Viridiplantae; Streptophyta; Magnoliopsida; Ericales; Balsaminaceae
Exons: 2
Coding region: 2-340 (112 amino acids)
Source: RefSeq, a predicted model, not a curated record
AAUGAGAGGCGUGGGUAGAUCAUCUCCUAGGAGUUUCUCAGGUGAAUCUACUCCGACUAGCGGCGAUGGUCAUUCUUCAGUUGAUCUCUCGUCGGAAAGCAUGGAGAAAUAUUGUCGUCCUAUGUAUGAUGUUUUUCUAGAGACUAAGGUUAAGGGAACUUUGAUUGAAAGACUCAACCAUGUUGAAGACCAAUUGCUUAAAUUAUGUGGGCAGAUGGAGGAGGAGAUGCAGGCGGAAGGGAGAGUUGGUUGUGGUGGUAGUUCUUCUUGGAGAAGGAAGGAGAAGAAGAAGGGGGGUUUGAAGGGGCUAGUUAAGUCUGUUAUGAAAGUGGGUCACUAAUGGAUAUGAACAAAUCAAUAUAUUAUAAUGUAUAUAUUGUUGAAUGUUUUUAUUGAUAAUGUAAUCUCAUGUUUUAUAAGGUUACAUUAUCUUUUGUUGUGUUGUAAUAUGUGAGUGUUUGGAAUAUGUUUAAUUGGAAAGUGAGUUUUUUAUUAAUCAAAAUGAACAUCA